Impatiens glandulifera is the source of this 2906-nucleotide messenger RNA. RefSeq names its product pentatricopeptide repeat-containing protein At3g03580. The transcript has a single exon. The record is from RefSeq and is a predicted model, not a curated record. The coding region runs from base 140 to 2794 and encodes 884 amino acids. Lineage: Eukaryota; Viridiplantae; Streptophyta; Magnoliopsida; Ericales; Balsaminaceae. Gene Ontology annotation, biological process: RNA modification. Gene Ontology annotation, molecular function: zinc ion binding; protein binding; RNA binding.
UGUAAUCGCUCCAACGGCCAAUUCGAAUGGUAUCAUUGCGGAGGAGGAGAAGAAGGGCUCGCGAUGAAUAGUUGGGGAAUCUCCAAAAUAAAAAAUCGAUAAAGUUGACCAGGAACGAUAAUAUACGCAGAUAUCUGCAAUGCGAGGUCACGAAACCAUUUAUAAUUCUUUGUCUAAAGCUUUAUCUUCCGUAACAUGUUCAAGACAUCUUCACAAGGUCCACUCGAAGAUUAUAAUUGUGGGUCUUGACCGGUCCGCCUUCUUCUCUGGAAGACUUAUUAGCAAGUAUGGCCAGUUCAAGGAACCAACGGCUGCAUUAUUGAUUUUCAGCGGAGUUUCAUUUACAAACAAUAUUUAUCAAUGGAAUUCAAUUAUUAGAGCCAUAACACGGAAUGGGUUACACUCUAAAGCAUUGGACCUUUACAAACAAAUGAAGAAAUUACAACUCCAACCUGACGCUUACACCUUCCCUUCUGUAAUCAAUGCUUGCGCAGGUUUGCCAGACCUUGAGAUGGGUAGGCUUGUUCACAUUCAUGUAAUUGAUAUGGGUUUUGAGCUGGAUUUGUACAUAGGUAAUGCUCUUAUAGAUAUGUAUUCACGAUUCAAAGAAUUGGAUUGUGCACUUAAAGUGUUUGACAAAAUGCCAGAGAGAGAUACAGUAUCUUGGAACAGUUUGAUUUCAGGGUAUAGUUCAAAUGAAUACUGGGAAGAAUCUCUGCACAUGUUUUUCCAGUCAAGAAUGGCCGGAGUGGCAUCAGAUUGUUAUACGAUUUUGGGAGUUUUGCCUGCUUGUGGAGGCUUGGUUGCAGUUGAAGAAGGUAAGAUGGUUCAUGGAUUGGUUGAGAAGAUAGGAAUUAAAACCGAUGUUGUCGUGGGAAAUGCUUUGCUUUCGAUCUAUUUCAAAUUUGACAUGCCUAUCGAUUGUGGAGUUUUAUUCAAUGAUAUGGUCGUUAGAGACACAGUCACUUGGAACACUGUAAUCUGUGGAUAUUUUCAGUCUGGAUUGUUUGAUGAAUCCAUGAAGCUGUUCCUAGAAAUGGUGCAUAAUUUUGAACCGGAUUCGUUAACCAUAACGUCUGUUGUUCAAGCUUGUUGUCAAGUUGGAGACUUCAGGUUGGGAAAAUUGGUCCAUGGCUACAUGAUCAGGAAAGGAUGCGACUGCGACACAACUGCGAGUAAUGUUCUUCUUAAUAUGUACUCACGAUUCGGAAACGUGAUGGCUGCUGAGACAGUUUUCGAGCAGACGCGGUUUAAGGAUUUGGUCUCGUGGAACUCUUUAAUCAACUGCUGUAGCCGGAAUGGAUUUCAUUCGAAAUCGAUUGAGCUUCUGAAUGCGAUGAAGAUGGAAGUGAAACCGGAUCCCAUAACUUACAUCACGAUGAUCUCCAUGUCGGGUCUAUUGGUGAACAUUAAUCUAGGGAAAGGACUCCACGGUGAUAUUGUUAAAACCGGAUACAACUCGAGUAUAGUCGUUGGCAAUUGUUUGAUUGACAUGUACGCAAAAUGCGAUUUAUUGGAGGAUUCUAUUGAACAAUUCGAAAGCAUGAAUAUACGUGACAUUGUAACGUGGAAUUCCCUCGUUUCUGCAUGUGCGCAUUCUAAGGAGUGCGUCCUCGGGUUUAACUCGAUUCGUAAAAUGAUAACCGAGGGACUGAAACCAGACCGAACUACGGUUUUGUCCGCGUUGCCUAUGUGUUCUUCGUUUGCGGCUAAGCGACUUGGGAAGGAGAUUCACGCUUGUGUAAUGAAACAGUCGUUUGAGUUUGAGUCGACGGAUGUUGCAAUUGAAAACGCGUUGAUAGAAAUGUAUUCGAAAUGUGGUAUCUUGAAGAACGCGUUGACCGUAUUCGAUCGUAUGAGAAUGAAAGAUGUCGUAACGUGGACGACUUUGUUCUCAACUUAUGGGAUGUACGGGAAGGGAACCGAAGCUGUGAAAGCCUUCGGCGAAAUGAUAGAAACUGGGGUUGUGCCCGAUCAAGUUUCGUUUGUUGCCAUAAUGUUCGCGUGUAGCCAUUCUAGAUUAGUGGACGAAGGCCGAGAUUACUUUCGUCGGAUGCGAAUGGACUUCAAUAUCGAACCGAGGAUGGAGCAUUACGCCUGCAUGGUGGAUCUUCUCUCGCGAUCGGGUCUUUUAGAAGAAGCGGAGGAGUUUGUGCUCUCGAUGCCAUUUAAACCGGAUGCAAGUAUUUGGGGAGCCUUACUAAGUGGUUCUCGGGCAAUUGGCAAUGUAGAAGUUGCAGAGCGAGUAUCCGAGCGUUUGUUGGAACUAAAUACAAAUGAUACGGGUUAUUACGUUCUAAUAUCGAACGUGUACGCGUCUUUAAAGAAAUGGGACGAUGUGAGGAGAAUACGAAGAUGUUUGAAAACAAAAGGGCUCAGAAAGGAUCCCGGUUGCAGUUGGAUUGAGAUUCGUAACAAAGUAUACGUAUUUGGAACCGGAGAUAAAUCGUUUGAACAAUACGAAGAUGUGAAGGAUUUACUUGACGUGCUUUCGGGAUUAAUGGAGAAAGAAGGUUAUGUUGCGGAUGUGCAAUCGGUACUCCACGACGUGGAGGAGGACGAGAAACGAGACAUGCUAUGCGGGCAUAGUGAAAGGUUGGCGAUAGCGUUUGGACUGUUGAACACGAAACCGGGGAUGCCUUUGCAGGUGAUGAAGAAUCUCCGCGUUUGUGGUGAUUGUCAUACAUUCACAAAGUAUAUAUCGAAGAUCGUUCAAAGAGAAUUCUUGGUAAGGGAUGCUAAUCGAUUUCAUCUUUUUAAGGACGGAGAAUGCAGUUGCGGAGAUCAUUGGUGAUCAAAAUUGUAAGUUUUAGCACAAAUUGAAUUUUUAGUUAUACAUGAUACAAACACAAAAUACUUUCAAAUGAAGCCAAUUUAUGUAACGUUUUGAUUUAAACGGAUAUAUA